Molecule: messenger RNA, 3916 nt
Organism: Saccostrea cuccullata (small rock oyster)
Lineage: Eukaryota; Metazoa; Mollusca; Bivalvia; Ostreida; Ostreidae
Product: receptor-type tyrosine-protein phosphatase kappa-like
Exons: 26
Coding region: 21-3236 (1071 amino acids)
Biological process (GO): protein dephosphorylation
Molecular function (GO): protein tyrosine phosphatase activity
Source: RefSeq, a predicted model, not a curated record
UUUAAACAUUAGCGGAUUGAAUGAGCCACGUUAGAAAACUGAAAUACAUGGACCUUUCACUGCAUGUUAUCUGUGUUGGAAUUGCCUUUAUAAAUGUAACAGAUGGUUUCGAGAACCUUGCGGGAAAAUUGACAUACAAGGGAGUUACUUCACAGAGUACAACACACACCAACGGUAAAUGGGCGUCAGAUAAAGCCGUUGACGGACUUCUACAGGGGGAUGAUGUCUGUAGCUUCACACGGUCUGGAGACUUUAAAACAGCCUGGUGGAAGUUAACGUUGGUUAGGUGGUCCAAUGUUGCAUAUUUGCAAAUUUACUUCAGAAAAUCUACUGUAAAUCGCCAUAUCGGAUUCAAUGUGAUUGUGUUUAAUGAAACAACAUAUGAACCAUCAGCUAACAAGUCUGAGGAUGGAUAUAAGGUGUUCACCCAAGAUCCAUCUUAUUGCAUAGAACAAGUGAUGAAUGUGACCGUCAAUAGAGUGACUAAAGGAAUAGCUCUAUUUAAUUCAAACGAUCCCUUGCUUAACACAAGUUGUGAAGGAUAUGAACCUGCAUUUGCUUCCAUCGAAAUUUGUGAACUAAAGGUUAUGGGGUGUGAGUCAACACGAUAUGGGGAAAAUUGCACACCAUGUUCAUCUUAUUGUUUUGCCCAGAAAUGCGAUGCCUUUGAUGGCUCCUGUAAAUACGGGUGUAGCGACAGGUUUAUUAAACCACCUGAUUGUAGGAUUUGUAGAGACGGUUUUUACGGUCAUAAUUGUGAAGGAACCUGUGGUAAAUGUAAAAAUGGCGCCGUAUGCAAUAAAACUACAGGAAUAUGUCCAAAUGGAUGUCAUUAUCAAUGGAAUGGUCUAAUGUGUAAUUUGUGUAAAAAUGGAUUUUAUGGUGACAACUGUACAAAGACAUGCGGUCAUUGUAAACCAGGAACAUAUUGUCAAAAUUUGACGGGCAUUUGCCAUGACGGAUGUGAUGACCAUUGGAAUGGUUCCAAGUGUAAUGUAUGCAAAGAUGGCUUCUAUGGUACGAGUUGUUCAAGUUGCGGGAGUUGUGCGAAUGGAACCUUUUGUAACAACAUUACAGGAAUAUGUCCAGGGGGUUGUGAAAAACAUUGGAAUGGAACCAAGUGUGACGAGUGUGACGAUGGAUAUUAUGGAUCUAGUUGCAAUAAAAGAUGUGAAAAUUGCAUCCAAACAAAAUGCACAAGUGCAGGACAUUGUCUGCUAGGAUGCAGAGAUAAUAUGAAAGGUUUGAAAUGUGAUGAAAACAAUUUACCACUUGGAGGGAGCACGGCAGGACUUAUUGGAGGGGUCAUUACGUCAAUCAUUAUUGUGGUAGUUGUUAUCAUCUCCGUAGUUAUUGUUGCAAGACGACGGAAAUUGCAUCAAGAAAUAAAUGAAAAAAGAAGCUCUGCAAAGGUUGAGGAAGACAAUAAUAAAAUUGAAGAAAACCAUUUAGAGAUAAAUGGUGAUUUACAUCAAUCAUCAACUCAAGAAUCGCGGCUUGACUUUGCUGGUGAUUGUAUGUAUUACAAUACAAAUCAAACAUCCAAUGAUAUCAAAAUUGAAGACCUACAGAAAAAUAUAGCAACAAAAAUCGUCGGUGAAAAGUCCCCUUUUCUUUUGGAAUAUAAUAGACUUCCCCAUGGCGACGUGAAUAAAUGCCACACGGCUCAGGAGAAAGAAAAUCUCGCCAAGAACCGAUUUCGAACAACAUUUCCUUAUGAACACUCCAGAGUUAUUCUCAAAGAGAAAUGGAACAAGGACGACAAUGAUUACAUAAAUGCAAACUAUGUCAGGGAUUUAAAUGGUGAAAGAAGCUUCAUUGCAACGCAAGGUCCUUCGAAAAAUACAACAUCAGACUUUUGGAGAAUGGUAUUACAAGAGAAUAUUGAUUGCGUUCUUAUGCUCACAAAUCUUGUCGAGAAUGGAAAGAACAAAUGUACUCAGUACUGGCCAAAUAAGGAUCACCCGAUGAAAAUUGGUUCACAUAUGGUUUCCUUGUUGGAAGAAUCUACAUAUGCUUUCUACACAGUUCGAAAACUUUCAAUAAAGAGACAAAAUUCAAAUGAACUGAGAGCAGUCACACAGUUUCAUUAUACGGCUUGGCCUGAUCACGGAACGCCUGAAGAGAUAGAACUCCUUCAAUUUCACAAAGCUGUUUUAAAAGUAUGGCAAACUGGACCCCCAUUAUUGGUUCAUUGCAGCGCCGGAGUUGGCAGAACGGGAACAUAUAUUGGUCUGAAUGUGUUACUACAACAAGGGAGAGAAACGGGGCGGAUCAACGUUUUUGAUUUCGUGAAGCAAAUGAGAGAGGACCGAAUGUCCAUGGUUCAAACAGUUGAGCAAUAUGUGUUCUUACAUAAAGCCAUCCUUUGUGGAUAUCAAGAUAUAGAUACUGUGAUAUCUGAACAUGACCUUCAAGCAAAAGUAUCCACCCUUUUGAAUGAUGCCUCGCCUUUUAAUCAACAACAACUGAACAAGGAGUUUCAGCUGUUAGAGGCUUUGAAACCUGUUUUUGAUAUUGAGACCAACGAAGAUGCUGCAAAACCUGCGAAACAAACCAAAAAUGUGGAUUUGGAUAUUUUACCAGCAUCAAAAUACCGACCCUACUUAACAACCUAUGUAAAAGGAAGAAAUGACUAUAUAAAUGCAGUCUUCAUUUCUACAUUUACGAAUCCACUAGGAUUUAUUGUUACCCACAAUCCUCUUCCUGAUACUGAGGUAGAUGUAUGGAGAUUGUGUAAGGACCAUGACGUGGAAUCAAUGGUGGUUCUGUAUGACGACAAUAUGGGAUCUAACUGGCUGCCCAAUGGAGGAGAAAAGCUACAGUGUAAACCCUUUACCAUAAGUACUAAAAACAAGGGGUUUGACAAUGACGGUAUCCAACAAGAUCGUCUUCUUAUAUCAACAGAUGAUUGCAAAUCGUAUAUUGACAUCUUUCGAAUUCCCUCUGAAAAUAAUGCCGCUUUACUGAAAGUAGCAAAAAUGCUUCAAGAAAAAGAAAAUGCAUCAACGUCACUUGUCAUAAGCAGCAAUGGUGCUGGACCAGCGGGGGUGUUCUGUGUUUUACAUAACGCCCUUCAACAGCUUCGUAUGGACGGAGAGGUGGACAUAUUUACAAGAGUCCGACAGAUUCAGACAAGGCGACCAGAAGUCAUCACAACGCUUGAAGAGUACCGGAGGUGUUACCAGUUACUUGUUGGACCCGUUUCAUCGGAGGGAAUAUAUGCAAAUGUUUGAGACAUACUCAAUGGAGUCUCCUUCAAUUUAAACAAUAAAGAGUUCGUUCUUCCAUUAUAAUUGAAGAGAUUAUAUGAAGGAUCUACUUGCAUAAAUUUAUUUAUCAAAAUUAUAUAAUUCUUAUUAUUAAGUGAAGUUCAGUUACUAUAACGAUUAUUUAAAAACUUUGUAAUUGAAAUAUGUGUAUGUCUUUUCAUUAUAUUUUGAAAUAACUUCUUUACUUUAACGAUAUUUCUUUAUACUCAACAUUUAAUUUAAAUUCAUUUUUUUUUUUAAAAAUCUCUGUUCGACUAUAUUUGUGAUUUUAGAAAUAUCAUCAUAAUUUUACUCUAUUUGUAAAGGAGUAUUUUUGAAUUGACCUAUGUUCGGUUUUAGCAAAUAUAGAUUUGAUUUGUUUUGACGAGUAGUAUAAUUAAGUAGACGCGUUAUUCAAUUUGUCUGCACACACCGUUAGAGUUAUGAUACUAUAUCUUUCAAAAUAUAGUAAUUCAUUGCUUAAAUGUAAAACAGGAAAGAAGAUAAAUUUCAAAAGAGCAAUAAUAGACACACUUACUUAAGGUCAGACGACACACUCCUCAAUAAUAUUAAAUUUUUCCUAAGAAUUAAUUAUUGAAGUCUAGGUACUUGAACAGGUUUCCUAAGAAAAAAUUAGGAUACCUUACCACAAGGGAAUGUUUCUU